UUGAGACUAAUUUACUAAUUUAGAAAAUCACUUUCUUAAAUUAAAAACUUAACCGAGAUAGAAUACGUAAGGUAACAGAUCCACCUGCAAAAAAAAGAUUGACAAGCGUUCUCCUCCACUGACUCCUCCCAAAUCCCAACUAAAGAACUUGACACUGCUGAUCACCACCACCACAUCGACUCAAUAAUGAGAUGCAUCUUUGCAUAGUAAUUUAAAGCUGGGCAGAUAUGGCAAAUCCAAUUUCUUAGCUUGUCCAAUGAGCCGGAACGUACCAAGUUCCCUCAAAGAUUUCUAUAAAAGUAGGAUUUUGAUCACUUUCAUUGCAUACUCUGCGUCUCAUCUUCUUCACCGUCGCCCGUGCAACAAAGCUUGUGUAAAAUAAAAUGACAGAGCGGAGGCGAAUGUCGGAUUCGGCUUAUCUUUUUAGCUUCGCCGCUGUGAUAAGUGUGGUUUCAUUGUACACAAAUGUGCCCCAAGUUCAAGCCAUUGAUCCCACCGGAGUGCCACCACGACCCGCUUUGGUCAUCGUUUCUAGUCCUCCUCCUACGCAGAGAAUGGGAGCCGACGCGUCUUCUGGGGGCAGACGGGUUCCUAAGCAAGUUGGGACUGUUGGAGGUGCGCUUUUGAACAAUGGAAAAGACCAACAAGGAGCGGCCGGACAUCAUCACGACCAUCAUCAUGGUUUUGGUGGUGGAGGGGGUGGAGGUGGGGGAGGGGGGAUGGGAAUGGGCAUGGGGAUGGGGCAUGGACAUGGAGACUCCAAAUAUUUUCAAUAUGCGCAUAAUCCGCACUACGGCGAGUAUGAGUUUGGCUAUCGGAGAGGAAAUGACUACCAUACUCAAGAAAGAUAUGAAAAGUACGGUCCAGGGUGGACAUUUAAGAUCAAAGUGAAAUAUCACGACAAGCAUGGCCACGCUUAUGGAGAGCAUUACUGGGAUUAUAACCACGCGGAUCACAGUCAUGGCGAUUAUGGUCAUGGUGGGGGUGGUGGUGGUGGUGGAGGAGGAGGAGGCGAUGGUGGAGAUGGUGGGGGAUCCUCAAGUGACACGGUCCCAAAUUACCAAAGUUUAUCCCACGACAAUAAGAAAUCAUCAAUGCUAUCCAAACGAGAAAACCAACAUAACGGAGAAUCAAAACGUGUCGGUAAAAAGGACAAAAUGCUGAACAAAGUCCAAAACGACAGCCAAACAUCCCCAUCAACUUAUAGACGAAGCUAUUACGACGAAAGUCAGUCUCAAAUUCCCAGACCUACUUCGUCAUCUUUGCUCCUAGACCCACAAAGUGGUCAAGUAAUUGAUCAAGUUACUGGAAAAGCUUACUGGUUGCAGCCUAAAAAGUAGUAACAUAGCCUAAAAAUGAUGCUGCUUGGACGGACACAAAUUCCAUUUUAAGAAAAAAAUUUGAGCCAUUACCUGCACUUUCUUGAGACACGAGUUUUUUCACAAGAUUAGUAAGUCUUUCUUGCACUCAGGACGGAAGUACUGCUUACCUCAUUACCUAAUUAAUGGAAUAAUUGGGAGACUUUACAAAAAUAUUAUUGAUGUUGUAUGCACACUGAAUUUCUUGGUGUUGGACUAUUUACGAACUUAAUCUUAAUAAUCUCACAUUUUUUAAUGGCUCUCAACCAUAAAUUGUUGUUGAUAGAUGUGUAUUGUACUUAAUUAUAUUAUGAUCAUUUAAGAAAUUUCUGCACUUGUGCACUUUUCUGGUCUAUUGUGCUAUGCCGACUGUGACGCUAUAUUUUCUUAAUUAUGAUGUUCACUUUUAUGUAUGACGAAACAAUGCAAUUUUUCCAUUUGUGAGUUAUAUAAAAAACGAAUCUUUUAUUUGUACAAGCGUUUCGUUACCUUAAAUUUAAAACAAUUUUGUGAAAACUUUUUCAAUUUGUUACUAAUUAGUCAAAAUUCGAAAUUUUAACAACUGUGUCUUUAACAAUUUUGUUGUUUAAUAUCUGAUAUUUUAAACAA
Molecule: messenger RNA, 1967 nt
Organism: Folsomia candida
Lineage: Eukaryota; Metazoa; Arthropoda; Collembola; Entomobryomorpha; Isotomidae
Product: cold and drought-regulated protein CORA
Exons: 6
Coding region: 384-1340 (318 amino acids)
Source: RefSeq, a predicted model, not a curated record